AUGUCGAACCCUCAAGAUAAUCUAGGCGCUCCUCCACCACCUUCUGCUUCUGGUUCAUCCACACCUCUUUCACCCAUUACAAACCUCCAGCCUAAGAAAAGGCGUGUUAAAAUGCUCGCUCAAAAAACUAUAGCCACAAGUGCAUUGUCGAAGAGAUUGAACACACAAUUGAAGGCUACCCAAGCCCAAGAAUCUAAACACUCAGACGAUUCCUUCAAGUCUGCAAGUGAGGGGGAAGGACCUGCGUCUUCUGACUCUGAGAAGAUUCAGAGUUCCCCUUCUGAGGUACGUUCGCCAUUGGUUGAAAGUGUAGAAAAUAGGUGUGUUCUUGUUAGGAGAAAAUGGCAAAAAACAAGGGGAAGUGGAUCAGGGGAGGCUGUUGAGGGUUUGGUAAAUUUGAGUUCUCAUAUGGAUGAAUCGGGUUCAUCUAUUGAAGAAACCAUAGCAGAUCUUCUAAAGAAAGUAGGUGCCAGUUAUAAUCCCAAGAAAAGGAGAACACCAACGCCUAAGAUUCCAAGCACUACAAAGAACACCAAGAAAAGAAAGGUCAAUUCCCCAACAACUACUGAAAUUCCCUUGCCAAAGGGGAGAACCACAAGAAGUAUCGUGAAACAGAGUGAGAGUGAAUUACAAAAGGCUUUGGAUGAAAGUAAGAAGAAAAGGAUAGAUAAAGGAAAAGCUAAGGUUGCAGAGACUUUUGAGGUUGUUGAUGUUGAGGAGAUGGAACUGGUCCAUCAAGAGGAACAUACAACUGUGGAGGUUCAGAUCCCCAAGCCUAAAAAGACCAAGACCUCUUCCAAGAAGUCUUCAUCAGGGUCCAAGGCUGCUGAAUCUUCAUUGGUCAAGAGGACAAGGUCUGCAAUGAAAAACAAACCAGUUAGAAUUGCGGAGGAUGAGGAAUGA
Nicotiana tabacum (common tobacco) is the source of this 903-nucleotide messenger RNA. The record is from RefSeq and is a predicted model, not a curated record. Lineage: Eukaryota; Viridiplantae; Streptophyta; Magnoliopsida; Solanales; Solanaceae.